AUACAGUAUAGUCAGAAAGUUACAAGAAGACAAGAAUGACGGAAAAUAAAAAUAAACCGACUAUUUAUUGGUCGAGUGUGAGUUUCUUCACUGUGCUGCAUGUUAUGGGAGUCUAUGGAUGGUAUCUGAUAUUCACCAAAGCCCUAAGGCUAACCGUAAUAUGGGCUCAUGUGUAUGCCGUAUUCGGUGGAAUGGGAAUCACAGCGGGAGCACACAGGUAUUGGACACAUCGCUCCUACAAAGCCAAACUACCUCUUCAAGUGCUGCUUAUGCUAUUCAACUGCAUCGCUUUACAAAACCCUAUAAUAGACUGGGCUCGCGACCACCGCAUGCACCACAAGUACUCGGAAACGGACGCGGACCCUCACAACGCUAAACGGGGUUUCUUCUUCUCCCACAUUGGAUGGCUUAUGGUUAGAAAGCAUCCGGACAUCAAAGCUAAAGGUCAUACCAUCGACAUGAGUGACCUAAUGUCCGAUCCAGUCCUUCAAUUCCAAAAAAAGAAUUAUGGGAUUUUGGUACUAUUAAUGAGCGUAAUAGUGCCAAUGUACGUCCCCACGCUGUGGGGUGAGGCGCCGUGGACCUCCUUCGUCGUUUGCGUCUUAACUCGCUACGUAACCACAUUAAACUACACUUGGCUAGUCAACUCUGCUGCACACAUGUGGGGCAACAAACCCUACGACAAGAACAUCAGCCCAACUGAGAACAAGCUCGUGUCAUUGGUAACCUUUGGUGAAGGUUUCCACAACUACCAUCACACCUAUCCUUGGGACUACAAGACUUCAGAACUAGGAAGUUCAUUGAAUUUUACUAAAGUAUUCAUUGAUUUUAUGGCCGGAAUAGGUUGGGCAUAUGAUCUGAAGACGGUAUCUAGCGAGAUUAUUGAACAGCGCAUUGAUAGAACUGGGGAUGGUAGUCAUGUUAAAAAUAAUGAAAUUGAUGUUUGUAGUACUAAAGUUCAAAAUGUAUUCUAGGCUAACUUGUAACUUAGUUUUAUGAUUUGUGAAAGCUUUUGGGACCACGCAAACCUUUAAAAUCUGCUUAUAAGCAGUAGGCAGUGAUUUUUCCACAAGCAUAAUGCUCUACACAUCACAUGAAUUAAGAUUUACGGAUGUGAUGAACAGCAGGAUAAUCAGGGGACCAAUCUAUAGCCCAUUAAAAUAACAUGAUCUGGAAGACAAGCAGCUGAACGUGUUUAUUCCGUGGGUGGACCUGUGGGGCGCGGGGGGUCAUGUCAUACAUGUUGUCCCGGGCGACAGGUAUCUAAUUCUCUACGGAGAUGAUCGUCUGCGACCUGGUGACCAGUCCCGCCUGACAUAAAAGCUGGUUCAUUCUAUGUUUUUUCUCUACUUCAGCAAAGAACCAAAGUUUUAU
Pectinophora gossypiella (pink bollworm) is the source of this 1374-nucleotide messenger RNA. RefSeq names its product acyl-CoA Delta-9 desaturase-like. Gene Ontology annotation, cellular component: endoplasmic reticulum membrane. NCBI's taxonomy places the organism in Eukaryota, Metazoa, Arthropoda, Insecta, Lepidoptera, Gelechiidae. The transcript is spliced from 4 exons. The record is from RefSeq and is a predicted model, not a curated record. Gene Ontology annotation, molecular function: stearoyl-CoA 9-desaturase activity; iron ion binding. Gene Ontology annotation, biological process: unsaturated fatty acid biosynthetic process. The coding region runs from base 36 to 974 and encodes 312 amino acids.